This is a messenger RNA of Blepharisma stoltei, 1889 nucleotides long. The record is from the annotation of a GenBank genome assembly. NCBI's taxonomy places the organism in Eukaryota, Ciliophora, Heterotrichea, Heterotrichida, Blepharismidae.
AUGUCACACGAAAGAAGGCAUUCAAUUUCUCUAUUAUUAUCAAAAGUUAAUCCAAUUCCUGAAGGCUCAAUUCUUCAAUUACUUGUACCUUUGCUUCUAACACCUCCAUAUCAAAGGACUCCUAAACAAAUUUCAACUUUACAAAAUUUGACGAAAAAUAUAAAAUUUUUUAUUAAACAAAUAGAGGAAAGGGGUGAUGAAAUUCAUUCGCAAAUUUGCCAAUUUAUUGGAUAUGAAUUUAUAUCUGCUGGAGAUUAUGUUUGUCAUUUUGGGGAAACUGGAAGCAAAUUUUAUAUCAUUAUUGAUGGAAGUGUAAGAGUAUUAACGCCAGCAAAAUUAAAUGAGCCUGAUAGCAAUUUAUUAGAAGUUGCGCAGCUGCAUUCUGGGAUGGCGUUUGGAGAACUUGCACUUAUAAAAAAUCAGCCAAGAGCUGCAACUAUUCAAUGCAUUUCUAAUUGUUUUUUGGCUGUGCUUGAAAAAGAAGAUUAUUUAAGAAUCCUUGGCAAGGCUGAAGCAAGGAAGCUUGAUCAUCUCAUUGAUUUUUUACAGUCUUUGCCAUUAUUUCGAAAAUGAAAUAAAAGAUCAUUAGCUAGGCUUACCUAUUAUUUUAAGCCAAAGCAAUACAAAAGGAAAAAUAUUGUAUACAAGCAAGGAGACCAUGCUGAUUAUGUUUACAUUGUAAAAUGAGGAGAGUUUGAAUUAUUUAAAAAAAUUGGUCUCCCAGUUUCUGAAAAAAUUACUUACAAUAAACAGGGAUUGCAGAGGAAAGAAAUGAUAAAUUCUCCUCACAAAUUUGAAGCGAAAAUAGCAAUAUUAGCGACUGGCGAAAUCUUUGGUGAUGAAGAGAUUCUUAAUGAUACGGUUCGGCAGUGCUCUUGUAUUCAGUUAUAAAUAUAACAAAAUAUUCUUUGGAGAUUUAUCCAUAACACAUCUUUUCUUUGCAAUCUUUUCCCAGUAGAUAUUUCUCGGCACCAUUUAGUUGAAGCUUGUUCUUAUCAGUUAUUUUUUUUGCAAACUCGGUAUUUUUGCUCAAAUGCCUGACUAGGAAAAGUUUCGAAUAUAUUAACAUAGAAAUAUCCCCGAGGAAAAAACUGCAGCCAAUUUAUCAUUAAUUUUAAAUAAAAAUUUUUAUUUCACAGAAAUUUCAUUCUGGCCAUGAUGGUAUACUUGCCAUUCUUCAAUAGCUGAAGUUUUAGCUAUAUCUCGUAGCGAUUUUUAUACUCGCAUCAAAGCUGAAGAAAGUGUGAAGUAUCUAAUGAGUAGAAUAAUUUUGAAGGAAAGCUCAAGGCCAAAUGUACUUGAGAAUAUUGAUUUUCUUAACGAAAUUCGUCCAGCAUCAAGAAGAGAAAAAAUCAUUAGAUCAAUCACACCUGCACCAGGGUCUAUAAAUGAAUCUUAUAGGGAUAUAUUACGCUAGGUUUAUAGACAUUUUGAAAGGCCAAAUCAUUUUAAAAUUAUGAUAGAAAACACUAGUGAUAUUAUCAUCUUUUUAUUAUUUUAAUCUAAGCUAAUAUAAUCAAAAAGUCAAUAUCACGUAUGACCAUACUAAAAUAAGAAUAAGAACUCCAACCCCAUCUCCAUCUCCAUGCCCGGAAAAGAAAAGAAAAUCAAUAAAGCCUAUGACACUCCUUGAAUAUAAAAGGCUUAAAGAAGAAGCUAUAGCUGAAAGUAAAACAGCACAAAACUUUCUUCCUCGGAAAAAUGCGGGAAGACGUACUCCUAGUUUAGAAAGAAUAUACGCAAAAGAUUCAUCACCAGUAUCAUUUAUAAAACACAAUAAUUUCGAUGUUGAAUUUAAAAGGAAAAUCCCUGUUAAGUCUGGAGGGUUCUUUAUAGGAAAGCCUAAGCCUUCCUAUCCACCUUCUGCAACGAACUUUUUACAUUUAUAA